Funneliformis caledonium is the source of this 155-nucleotide messenger RNA. The record is from the annotation of a GenBank genome assembly. NCBI's taxonomy places the organism in Eukaryota, Fungi, Glomeromycota, Glomeromycetes, Glomerales, Glomeraceae.
AUGAAAGUUUACAAGCAGAUAAUAGUGAUAAAGAAAAUGAUGAUCCUCAAUUAAAAAAUCCAAGAAAACGUCAUGAAAAGGGUCGACCAUUAGGUACAAAAAGAUUUAAAUUAUCACAUGAAAGUUAUAAGCCUAAAAUAAAGCAUCAAAGAUGA